AUAUCCUUGCCGGACUGUAUAUACUAUACAGUUAUUGUUAAUAGUUAUGUACUUUUGAACUCAUCGUACUAUAUCUAAAUUCCAGGAGUUUAUAUAUGUGUUGAUCUAUUCUGUGGUGAUUCUGUGACUGAUACUAACGCGAGCGGGUAGUCAAUCGAUAUCUCGAAGUUGAAAUUGAAUCAUUGCGACUGCGCGAGUUGAGUAAAAUUAUAAGAAAGUGGAAAACACAAAACAUUAGUAAAAAUAAAAGUCAACAACAGGAUAAAUCUAAAUAGAAUCUUGAAGUCAUAUAAAAUAUUGUUACCUGAUUAAUCAUAUUAGAUUGUUACCCGGUAUCUACAUAAAAAUGCCUACUACCGGAAUGGAUUUCAUUAACUAUGCUAGACAAGAAUCAGCAAGAGGCAAUUAUAAACAAGCUCUUGAAUUUUAUUAUAAGGGUUUCGAAAACAAUCCUCAAUUGAAACAGUCUGUGGAAAGUGAAUUUUGCUCUAUUAUUACGGAGUAUAAUGAAUUGCUGGCAAGUGAUAAUAGAAUUGAAGAUAUUCUCGCCAGUUUUAGUAGAGCUAUCCAUUAUUUUCCGGAUAACAUUUUUUUAAUAAAUGAUAUUGGAAGAUACCUUUUCAGGUUUGGUUUGUAUGAAGAAGCCUGGGUCCAAUUUCAAAAGGUGCUUACUGCGGACUCUGGAUAUGUGUAUGCAGAAAAAAAUGUUAAUUCAGUAAAAAAUAUUUUGAUUGAAAGGUGGCAUUUUCGCAUGUUGAAUGAUAAAAUCCGCAAUGCAAGCUAUCGCGCUGCUAUUAAUCAAAAAGUGGUGCCUUAUAAGACGACUGUCUUUGACCUUGGUACGGGAACUGGGUUACUAGCCAUGUAUGCAACAGAAGGUAAGCCAUGGGCAAUAACAGCUUGCGACAGUUCCAAGGUUAUGACCACUCUCGCUGUGAAUAUAUUGGAAGAAAACAGGGUACGCAUGGUAAGGGUUUUAAAUAAAAUGUCUACAUUAAUGGAUUCUACAGAAGUUGGACAUAAAUGUUCUCUUUUGAUCACAGAAUUGUUUGAUGCAGGAUUGUUUGGAGAGCAUAUCUUGCAGUCUUUGUCUCAUGCAUGGGAAAAUUUAUUAUUGAAUGAUGCAGAUAUUGUGCCCCAAAAAGCUGAAUUUUUCAUAAUGGGUAUUGAUUCUGAGUUUCUCAAUUCCAAGUACCAAUUGUGCCAAAACAUUAAAUCUAUUUUGAACAUAAGUCACCUCCAUGUUCACAUUAUAGCCAAUGGUGAAACCUAUGAUUGUGAAGAUGUUCAAAUUUACAAUGAUAUCAUAUAUAUGACUGAGCCACAAUCAGUCAUAAAAGUUAAUUUUACUGAUAAAAAUGAAAUUAAUGAGAUACUCAACAGUUCUAAACCCUAUGUGGUAGAAAACAAAGUGCUGAAAAAUGGACAAAUUAAUUGCUUCAUUGGUUGGUUCAAUUUGUAUUUAACGGAGAACAUAAGUAUCACAACAGAUCCAAGAGACAAAAACAGAGCUAAGGCAUGGCAACAAGCUGUUUUCUUUGACAGUGUCCCCAGGAAUGUCCAAUUGAAUGAUACAUUCGCUGUUAACUUUUACCUUCAAUCUGAAAAAUUGACUCUGAAGGAAAGAGAUCAGCAUUUUGAAAUUACAAGAAUCUCUCCAGAAACGGUACGGUUCUUAAAUGACGCUGAAUAUUUGAAGAUGGUAAAAAAUUGUGUUGUAACGACUUGCAUAUACUUAGAACAAAUGACAGAUUUAUCAGAAGUUGAAAUAAUAGAUUUAAACCCAUUUCCCUUCUAUGGAUUUCAUAUGCUUCAAAGAGGUAUUAAAUCCUUGGUCUGCUCUGCUAAAACUCACUAUGAUAAAGUAUUCAUAGAAACAGUUUUUGGAGAAAAUAAAAUGGACAUGCAAAAUGUAACCAUCUUAGUUGGAGAUACAUGGUCACUAGGGACCUUAGCUGAUAGGAAAUUUCAUAUUAUUUUCGUUAACUCGCUGGACUUGUGUGGAGAUGUUGAUUUUCAAUUUAAAGAGAUUGGUCAGUAUUUGAGGAAGACUCAUCUAAUUCAGGGAGGGUUGUUCAUGCCAUCAUCUGUUACAUUAAUUGGGCAGAUUGUCAGUAGUGACUGGUUGGAUGUCAUAAACAGAGUUUAUGAUCAUAAUUUGGGCUAUAAAGCAUCUGAACACAUCAACAAAUAUCAAGUUUCGCAAAAUUUCAAUAUUGAUUUUACACAUUUGGAAUAUACCCCAUUGACAGAUCCAGUUGAAAUUGGUGAUUGUAAUCAACUUACAUCUGAUGUUCUUAAUCUACCAGUUAUUAAUGAUGGUGAUGCGAAUGCAAUACUGUGUUGGUAUAAAAUUGAACUGAUGGAAGGCUUAAUUGAGAUUUCAACACAAAGGCCAUUUAGUUUUAUUGAUGGCACUGCAUUUUUAGCUAACCCAAUAAUACCAAUGGCUCAAGGUGAUAUUGCAAAUAUACUUUGUUGUGUAGACAAAGAUGGCUUAUUUAAAUUAAUAAUUGACAUUGAAAAUACUUAAACAUAUUUAACGGAAGCGUAAAAUGGAUUCUAAAUGAUAGAAUUGUUUUCAGAAACAUAUUCGAAGGAAAAAUAAAAUUUUACACAUCUUGGUGAAAGAUCUAGAAUUUUUUGUGAAUAUUGUUAGUUUAUAUACUAUACUUUAUAUAAUUUCGAUGCGAUUAAUUUAGAAAGUAUAAUUCUUGAAACAAGCAUUUACAUUAUAAUUAUACAGUAACAAAGUACUGGUGGAAUUUAAUUUUUAUAUUAUUAUUGAAUACUAUUAAAGCAGCAUUGAAUAAUCUUAUUAUAUAUGGAUGAAACAAGGCAGGGAGAAAUGAAAAAAUCUCAAAUAAAUAUCUCAACAAAGAAAUCUCGAUAAUUUAACAUUCACUAUUAGCACUUUUUCUCAUCUAUUACUUACUAUCUACUUGCUAUUUAUUAUUGUAGAGACAUAUACAUUGUUAAUCCCUAGGAUUAUGACUGAUUGGAUUUUGUGGCUGUGAUGAGAAUGUGGCAUAUACUAUAGUAUUUAUUGUAUUGAACAAAUGAUGUGAUAAGCUUUGUCUAUAAUCAGAAUAUACAGUUGGUCAUUAAUGUGUCUGUUAUGCAUUUACAAUCAACUGCUCUUGCAUGUAACUUGCAAUGUGAAAUUGAUAAAUAAAAAUAAGUAUGUCUAGUUUUUGAUGUUAGAUUUUAGAAAGUUAUAAAUUUAUACUACAUAUUAUAUAAACUAAUGUUUAAUCUCAGUAGCAAAUAUUUUAAUACGCAUUUGUAUGUUAGCCAUUUCAUUGAAA
Nymphalis io (European peacock) is the source of this 3308-nucleotide messenger RNA. Its product is annotated as protein arginine N-methyltransferase 9-like. The transcript has a single exon. Gene Ontology annotation, molecular function: protein-arginine omega-N monomethyltransferase activity; protein binding. Bases 347 to 2533 code for a protein of 728 amino acids. Gene Ontology annotation, biological process: peptidyl-arginine methylation. NCBI's taxonomy places the organism in Eukaryota, Metazoa, Arthropoda, Insecta, Lepidoptera, Nymphalidae. The record is from RefSeq and is a predicted model, not a curated record.